CUUUAUCAUCCUGAAUUUGAUUUCCACAAGUGUAUAUAUCUACCAUCCUCAGCACACAUGCUGUUCUGCCCGACAUGCGCUAAUCUCCUCGUCAUAUCCUCAGAAACAGGGUACAAUAAAUGGGCAUGCAAUUCCUGUCCAUAUGAGUUUCCCAUCUCCAAGCAGAUGACUUCGCGUUCGCGUAUGACGCGCAAGGAAGUAGACGACGUACUCGGGGGAGAGGAGACCUGGCGAGAUGCUGAUUCUACCGCAAUCACUUGUGACAAGUGCAGUCAUCCUCGCGCAUAUUUCUAUCAGUUACAGAUCCGAUCUGCGGAUGAGCCCAUGACGACAUUCUACAGAUGCGCCGGCUGUGCCUAUCAGUGGCGCGAAAAUUGAAUUUAAAAAAAAAUGGGUGCCGAGAUGCUUACUAGCACUUCAUGAUUCUGAUGUGUACACCAAAAUGUUGCUAAGCCUCUGGCAUCCUCAGUCACGUCGGAGCCACCACCCACACUUCCAUCUUUGAUUCCAUUCUUUGUUCACGGUGUGAGGAUUUACACCCACCUCCAAAUUAUUGCGCCCCGGGACCUCAGUGCGGCUCGGUGCUCACUCCAUCCCAGGCUGUGUAUGCUUACAGUACCCUCGCCCCCAUCGCCGUCCCUCCACGAUUUCCCCCGAGCCUGC
Molecule: messenger RNA, 663 nt
Organism: Suillus fuscotomentosus
Lineage: Eukaryota; Fungi; Basidiomycota; Agaricomycetes; Boletales; Suillaceae
Exons: 6
Coding region: 58-378 (106 amino acids)
Biological process (GO): termination of RNA polymerase III transcription; DNA-templated transcription; regulation of DNA-templated transcription
Cellular component (GO): RNA polymerase III complex
Molecular function (GO): DNA-directed RNA polymerase activity; zinc ion binding; nucleic acid binding
Source: RefSeq, a predicted model, not a curated record